Messenger RNA from Pygocentrus nattereri (red-bellied piranha), 2540 nucleotides. RefSeq names its product tubulin folding cofactor E (gene tbce). Gene Ontology annotation, biological process: protein folding. NCBI's taxonomy places the organism in Eukaryota, Metazoa, Chordata, Actinopteri, Characiformes, Serrasalmidae. Gene Ontology annotation, molecular function: alpha-tubulin binding. The coding region runs from base 191 to 1795 and encodes 534 amino acids. The transcript has 17 exons. The record is from RefSeq and is a predicted model, not a curated record.
AGCGGACAUUUCGAUAUUAAAUUCUCCCUCGUUGUGCAGUUGUGUGCUCGGACUGUUUUUCUAACGGACCAGGGAAGGAGGGCUGCAGCGCGUCGUUUCCUUUGGCUCUGGCUGCUCACAGCGAUGGAGGAAAACAGUCAACUUUAAGGGUUCGGUUCAAGCUCAGAGAAGAAGGGCUGUGUAGAGUGAGAUGAGGAUCAGAGAGGUGGAUCAGUGUGGAAUGGCCCAGCAGCUUCCAGAGGAUGCAGUGGGUCGACGGGUGUCCUGCGAUGGAGAGCGAGGCACUGUGAGAUAUGUUGGAACAGUUCCUCCUACGACAGGAUUGUGGUUGGGUGUGGAGUGGGACAACCCUGAAAGAGGCAAACAUGAUGGAAGCCAUGAAGGAGUCUGCUACUUUACAUGCAGGCAUCCAACAGGGGGGUCAUUUGUGCGACCCAAAAAAGCCAACUUUGGCAUGGACUUCCUGACUGCUGUAAAGCAGCGCUAUGAGCUGGGCCUAGAUCAGGCUAUUGGAGAAGAGGUGAGAAUCUCCACCAAGACCGUGAAGAUGGUUGGCUUUGAGUCCAUCAUGGAGAAACAGAGGAUGGAGAAUUUAGCAGAGGUUGCUCUCAUAAAUUGUGAAGUAUCUGGUCCAGGCCCCGAAAAUGAAAUCAAGAAAAACAUACCCAAUGUAGGUUCUCUGGAUCUCUCUGGGAAUUUAUUGAGCUCCUGGGAGGUGGUGGCAGCGAUUACAGAGCAGUUAGAGAAACUGCAAGUACUUUACCUGAGUCAUAAUCGACUUAGCAUUGCCUCCAGCCCUUCCAACCUCAGCCCCGCUUUCUCCAAUCUAAGAGUCUUAACACUCAACAGCUGUGUUAUCUCCUGGUCUCAGGUGCUCUGCUGCGCAACAAUGUGGCCACAUAUAGAGGAGCUUUUUCUUAAUGAUAACGAUAUCACUGAAUUACAGAGGCCAGUAGAUGUGCUGCAGGGUUUGAAGGUGCUGGACUUGUCCAACAAUAGUUUAGUUCAGGAGAGCGUACUGCAAAUAUCAAACCUCUCCAGGUUGGAGAUACUAAAUCUCUCCAGUACAGGAUUGACUACUAUUCACUUAAGUGACGCAUUACCAGGCACCAAGACGGCAAUGUUCCCUGCACUGAAGAUCCUUUUACUAGAUGACAAUAAAAUCUCUGAGUGGGGUGUAAUUAAUGAGCUGGACAAACUAAGCGCAUUGGUGCAGUUGUCUUGUAAGAGGAACCCCCUGAUGGAUUUGGACAAGAACCAUGAGACAACCCGCCAGCUCCUCAUUGCGCGCAUCAGCCAGCUGGAGAUACUCAACAGGAGUCAGGUCCUGCAGGAGGAGAGGAGAGGUGCUGAGCUGGAUUACUGUAAGAAGUUUGGCCGAGCAUGGCUGCAGGCUGGAGGCCACAGUGACCCAGAAAAGAACCACCCCAGUGCAGAGUUCAUAGCGCAGCACCCACGCUACCUCACCCUUAUUCAGAAGUAUGGUGCACCGGAGGAGGAUGAACUGAAGGAGCAGAAACCUUUCGCUCUGAAAGACCAGUUGUUGACUGUUACAUUUGAGUGCCCUGAGGAGAAAGACAGGAAACCCAUACAGAAGAAGCUCCCAGGUUCGAUGGUUGUUCAGAAAGUGAGGGGACUGCUGUAUAGACUCCUGAAGCUCCCAGGCACUGAACUCCGUCUCAGCUACACCAGCUCCAAGAUGGAGGGCAAAGAGAUCGAGAUUGAUAAUGACCUGAAGCCGCUGCAGUUCUACUCCAUAGAAGAUGGAGACAGAAUUCUGGUGCGCUGGUCCUGAGGUGGUACCUGCUGGAGCUUGCCGAACUCUGCGUCACACGCAGCUGACCUUCUCUGCACAGAGCACGAGCCUGCCUAAGCUUGCUUUCAUCCCUCAAACUGCCUGAGCACAUGUCUAUAAGAGAUCCACACAGAGACUUGUGGGAUCUUGUGCGCACAGAUGUCUUUUAGGCUUUCACAUUUCUGUGUCCUCAUUAGAGCUUUUAGGGAUUGAUAGGGAUGAUGAUGCACUGCUACUUAAUAUUAUAAUUACAAUUUCAGAUACAAAGUUCCUAUUUAAACUGCAUUCUGUUUUAACUGAAGGCAGGAUUAUAUUUGAGUUUUAGAGCGUGUGAUGGAAGGCUGCUCUAAAACACCUGAUUCAGUUCAGGAACCGUUUAAUAAGCAGAUUAAUCAGCUUUAGAGCAGGACAAACACAGUGCUUUGUGAUAGUAUCUCCGUAGUCGGUUGCUGUAUCUCAACACUAGAUGGCACUAUGCAGGUAAUAUGUAGGAGAAAUGCCCAUUACCCACUAGCCAGUAACGAUCUAUAACAGGGAUGCACUGAUGAUUUUUUUUAUGCCCGCUAGCAUAUUUCUAGUACUUUCUGUUGCAACAUAAGAUUAUUUGCUCUUCAUUGAGCCAAACUGGCAUUUUAAAUCUGUAAAUGAAAAAUUUCAGUUGCAUAUUUAAAUUUUAAAAAUCUAAUAAAAUGCUACAUCAAAGGUAAGAGGCAACCAGCUAUUUAGCACAAUCAGUCUUUAGUAA